AUCUUUUGUAUGGUUGAAUUCUCUGCGUGCAGGAUUGAUCAUGGCGCAGACAAUAAUCGGAAAAAUUGCUUCGGUUUCGCUACAGAACUUUAUCACAUACGACACGGUGGUGUUUUACCCGGAGGAGUAUCUCAACGUGAUCCUGGGACCGAAUGGAACCGGCAAAUCGGCGAUCGUGGCCGGUAUCGUGCUGGGGAUGGGUGGCCACUGUAAGCUGCUUUCGCGGUGUGAUAAUCUCGAAAGUUACAUCAAAUUCGGAAAGGACAGUGCCACUAUCCGGAUCUCGCUGUACGAGAACAAGAAGAGAAAACUUCGGUGGUUCUGCCGGAUGUUUGACAACAACAAGAAGGACGUUUUUGAAAUCGACUCCGUGAAGGUUUCGCACCGGGCGUUCCUCGAGCAGGUGCGAUCGUUUAACAUUCAGGUGGACAAUCUGUGUCAGUUUCUGCCCCAGGACCGGGUACAGGAUUUUACGAAGAUGAACCCCCGCGAGCUGCUGCUCAGCACGCAAUCGUCCGUCUGCACGCCCGAGAUGAACGAAUGGUUCACGGAGCUGAAGGUGAAGCAAAGCGAUAAACAGAGAUCGUCCAACCAGCGGAAAACGGAUGCAAACCGGAUACGUGAGCUCGAGGCACGGAUUACCGAUCUUGAGCAGCAGCUGGAGAGCGAUCGGACACGGCAAGAGUUCGAAAAGCAGAUCAAAGUGUGUGAGGCUCGAAAGGCGUGGCUGGAGUACGAGGAACAGUUUCACCUAUACACGACCACCGUCCAGGACCAGAAGCUAGCGACCAGAUCGUUCAAGGAGAAGGAGAAAGAGUACAAGGCGUGCAAAGCGGAAGUGGCCGAUGUACUAGCGAAAAAGACUGACCUUCAAAAGGCCCAAACGGACCAGGUUUCGGAGGCGAAACGUUCGACGAAUGAGAUUAACAAGUUGGAGGAGAAAACAGAAAGUCUGGAGGAUGCGCUGCGCCAACAAACGCGGGAAAUGCAGGACACCCUGGCCAAAGCGGUCGAGCGCCAGUCGGAACUCGAUGAGGCGAAGUUGCUUCUCAGUGCGGUCGUACAAGACUGUGCCGAUGCGGCCAAAGCGCUCGGGUCCGAGGAGGAAGUGCGAGAACAGGUCGCUAAGCUCUGCGCGACGGAAGCCAAGGUUCGCAACGAGAGCGACCUGCUGAUGGGACGGCGAAAUGAGCUCAACCAAAAGAUAGACACCGAUCUAAAGCCGGAAAUGAUGAGCAUCCAGCGCAGCAUAGAGUCGAUCGAGAAUGUGGCCAACAAUCGAUUGAAGGUUCUGCAGGCACGGUUCGCUGGCACCUACCGCGCGGUGAUGUGGUUGCGCGAGAAUGGGCACCUUUUCCAGGGUAAAAUCUACGAGCCAAUGAUCCUCGAGCUGAACGUGCCCGUUCCCGAGCACGUCCAGUUUCUCGAGAACACAAUCGGUGUGCGGGAUUUGAUCGCCUUCACGUGCGAAAAGACGGAGGACAUGAAUCAGUUUCUUCGGCUGGUUCGCGAGGAGAUGCGCAUCGAGGGCGUGAAUGCGAUACACAGUGGGCCUGCCGACAGACUCAAUUACAAGGCCAAAAAUCCGAUCGCAAGCCUAAAGCGCUUCGGCUUUCAUUCGUAUCUGAUCGACAUGAUCGAAGGACCGUUUCCAGUGCUGAACGGUCUGUGCAAACUGUACGGCCUGCACAACAUUCCGGUCGGGAGUCAGGAGUCGGCCAAGUACGUGACGUCGCUGCCGGAAGAGAUUGCCGUCUUCUUUACGCCGACGAACCGCUUUCAGGUGUCCAAAUCACGGUACACCGGCGAAAAGUCCACCCGGAGCGAUGUGCUGCGGACACACAAUCUGCUCAAUCAAGCGACUAACCAGAAGCUUCUGGACGAACGGCGCCAGCAGCAUCAGCAAUUGGUGCGCGAGUGUGAUCGGAUCCGCAAUCUGCGCGGUGAAAUCGAGAACCAGAUCAAACAGUUGCAGGAACGCUGCACCGAGCUGUCGAGCGAGAAGCGCGUCCGCCAAGAAACGUUGGGCAAGUAUCAGCAAACAAAGCUGAAGGUGAGCCGCCAGCAGGCAAAGUGCAAAGAUCUCAGCAAACGGCUGAUCAACGAGGACGAAGUGAGGGACAAGUAUCAGCAAUCCUGCCGCACGAUUAUGGUGCAGAUCGUGCAAUAUCAGCGGGCGAAGGUGGCCGCUCUGUUCCAGCACGCCGGGGCGAUCGCACAGCAGGAGGUACUCGGGGAACGGUUGCGCAUCUUUGAGGAGUCCCACGCUGCAUCGGAAGGCAAGUUCCGCUCGGUGGAGGAGGCUUUUCAGACGGCCAAACGGACGCUCGCGAAUGUGCAGCGAAAGCUGGAGGACACAAAGGAGAAGGCGAGCAAGAAAAAUGUGCGCGCAAGAUCCCUAACCGCCGGGAAGGCACCCGAUAAAGCGGACUUUCCGUACCGCGAACAGUUUGCGGCGUUACCGGAUGAGCUUGCGGCACUGGCGACGCACCUGGAUGAGCUAAACGUGCGGUUCGAUUGUAUACCGUCGGUCAGCAAAGACACUGCCGAUGAGUACGCCCACAAGAAGCGCCAGCUUGACCAGUUGCGAACAGGAGUGUCCCGUUCGGAGAAGGACGCGGCCACGCUAGAGCGUGAAAUGUCUUCACUGCACAACCGUUGGUACCCCGAGAUAUGUCGAGUGGUGCAGCAGAUCAACGUGCAGUUCUCGCACUUUAUGAGCCGGAUGGGUUUCGCCGGCGAAGUCCAGCUGAGUCGAGACGAUGAGUACAACUACGAUGAGUACGGUAUUCGGAUCUUUGUAAAGUAUCGGAACAAGGAGAAGCUCUGCGCGCUCGACCGGAAGCUGCAGUCGGGCGGAGAGCGUGCCGUCGCGAUCGCCAUCUACACGCUGGCGUUGCAGAACAUGACCCAGGUACCGUUCCGGUGCGUGGACGAAAUCAACCAGGGCAUGGAUCCGACCAACGAGCGGAAGGUGUUCGACAUGCUGGUGGAGGAAACGUGUCGCGAAGGUCAAUCGCAAUACUUUUUCGUUACGCCGAAGCUGCUGCCGCGACUGACCUACAACGAUAAGACGAACGUGAUCCUCGUGCACAACGGCCAGUACAUCGAGAGCCCGGACGUGUUUCUGAACGCGCAAAAGUAG
Messenger RNA from Anopheles bellator, 3145 nucleotides. RefSeq names its product structural maintenance of chromosomes protein 5 (gene SMC5). The record is from RefSeq and is a predicted model, not a curated record. The coding region runs from base 41 to 3145 and encodes 1034 amino acids. Gene Ontology annotation, molecular function: ATP hydrolysis activity; ATP binding. Lineage: Eukaryota; Metazoa; Arthropoda; Insecta; Diptera; Culicidae. Gene Ontology annotation, biological process: double-strand break repair via homologous recombination. The transcript has 6 exons. Gene Ontology annotation, cellular component: Smc5-Smc6 complex.